AUGGCCAAGCUGGGUGCCGUGGCCAGGGGGUACCAGGCUUCGGGGGGUGCCCUGGCCAAGGGGGAUGAGAUCCUGCCCCCAGACCCGUCCCUGGGCUUCCAGCACCUUCAGGUGCGCCAGGCAGUCAUUGAUGCUGCAGAUGUCCCUCUCCAGGCGCACUGUGAGCAGGUGUGCCUGCUCCGCUGCACCCUGCUGUCGUCCCUCCUCCUCCUCCUGGUCUGCAGCAUCCAUGAGACGGAGCAGAACAGCUACUGCCAGCAGAUCAUCACGGAGAAGCACCUGGCCGAGCUGGAGGAGCUGGUGUGCCUGCUCCGCUGCACCCUGCUGUCGUCCCUCCUCCUCCUCCUGGUCUGCAGCAUCCAUGAGACGGAGCAGAACAGCUACUGCCAGCAGAUCAUCACGGAGAAGCACCUGGCCGAGCUGGAGGAGCUGGCUGACACCCAGAUGCAGCACCCAGGCAGGGUCUCCUUCAAGUUCAUCAAUAAGAUGCAGUUGAACGAUUCCGUCUGCUACGUGAAAGCCGCUUUUCCUCUGCUGGGCAAGAUCCUGGAGCGAACCGAGUUCAAGGAGAACUCGUCCAACGCCAAGAAGAUGCAGAUGGUGCGCAGCAUGUACAGCCGCAUCGACGAGAACGUCGACCCCUGCAUCAAGGAGGAGGAUGAUGAGGAGAGAAAGCUCUCGCAAAUGUGCUUCGAGGAGUUCACCACCUCCCCCUACGAGAUGCUGGUGCUGGUGAAGCAAUUCUUCCAGGACAUCAACCAGCUGCUGCAGAACCAGGAGACCUUCGAGAAGGACUGCAGCCAGGUCUACGGCAGGACCUGCUUGGGACCCAAGAAGGCCGGAUCCUCACCAGGUGUGGGGACAGAUCCUGACUGCAAUUGCCUGUCCCCUGCCCUCCCUUCUGCCACCCAGCCCUCCCUCUCUGCUGCCACCCAUGCCGGCAGGGAGGUGGCACCCGCUAGCACCCGGGUCCCUUACAGCCUCCUCCAUGCCACCCUCACUGACUUAGAUGCCCUGUCUCAGCCCCCCAGUAGCACAGACGGUGGCUCGGGGACUGAGGAGGUCCUGGGUGCCGGGGUAGGUGACACGGCAUCGGUGCUGUCCCCCGCGAUGCAGCAGACAGCUCCAGCCGACAGUGCCGAAGCCCUCCUGGAUCCGGCCGGGACCCUUAGCCUGGCGGCGGUGGACGUCCCCAUCCUGUGUGGGGAUGGAGAGCUGGUGGAGGGGAGCACCGAAGCGGCGGUGGGCGGCCACCCGCCGCAGGAUCCGGCCCAGCAAGAGGGAGCCUCCAUCCUCCCAGACCAUCCUGGCGGGCUCAGGACCACCACGCCGGCAGCAUCCCCCAGCACCGGCUCGGCAGGCGGCGGAGCCAGGAUCCGUCCCACCGAGGCAUCCGAGCCCGUCACGCAGCUCCGUUUCUCCAGGAUGGCCCCAGGGAUGCGGGGCCGAGUGCCGGGCGGCCCCGGGGACGGGGCGAGGGUGCAAGGCUGGGGGCUGAGCCGGCUGCGGGAGCCCGAGGACGGCAGGGCCGGCCCCAGCUUUGACUCUGGCUUUGUUCUGAUCGCAGAGCGGCGCAGGAAGGAGCCGGGCCCGAGGCGGGAUGUGAAGCUGCUCGGGGGACGGAUUCGGAUGCUCCUCGCCGUGCGAAGGAGCGUUGGCACGCGCCGGCCCCUCCGCAGUCCUGCCAUGAUGCUGACACUCCCUCUUCCCUCGCCCCACGCCGGCGGCCAGAGACUGCAAAAACCUCCCUGGCAGGGACGAAAGGAUGCGCCCUGA
Aptenodytes forsteri (emperor penguin) is the source of this 1776-nucleotide messenger RNA. It is a transcript of the gene CSF1, whose product is annotated as colony stimulating factor 1. NCBI's taxonomy places the organism in Eukaryota, Metazoa, Chordata, Aves, Sphenisciformes, Spheniscidae. The record is from RefSeq and is a predicted model, not a curated record. The coding region runs from base 1 to 1776 and encodes 591 amino acids. The transcript has 10 exons. Gene Ontology annotation, biological process: positive regulation of macrophage differentiation; osteoclast differentiation. Gene Ontology annotation, molecular function: growth factor activity; cytokine activity. Gene Ontology annotation, cellular component: membrane.